Molecule: messenger RNA, 1619 nt
Organism: Colias croceus (clouded yellow)
Lineage: Eukaryota; Metazoa; Arthropoda; Insecta; Lepidoptera; Pieridae
Product: cytochrome P450 6B2-like
Exons: 2
Coding region: 10-1539 (509 amino acids)
Molecular function (GO): monooxygenase activity; oxidoreductase activity, acting on paired donors, with incorporation or reduction of molecular oxygen; iron ion binding
Source: RefSeq, a predicted model, not a curated record
GCCUUCAAAAUGGCCUAUCUUAUAGUCGUGUCCUUCGUCACUAUAAUAAUAUCUUUAUGUUACUAUUUAUUCACAAAAAAAUACGAUUAUUGGAAAAAGCGCAAUGUGCCCUAUCUCGAGCCGACCACAUUUUUCGGGAAUUACAAAGAUUAUCUCCUUUUGAAAACAUAUUUGCCGCAAGUAAUGAGUGAUAUUUGUAAAAAAUUUCCAAAAGAACCGUACGUCGGAACUUACUAUGGAACGGAACCCGCCCUCGUCGUCAAGGAUCCCGAUUACAUCAAACUUAUUAUGUUGAAGGACUUCUACUACUUCAAUAGCAGGGAAGUCGGAGAAUACACCGACAACGAAGUUAUUACGCGGAACAUAUUUUUCAUAGGCGGAGAUAGAUGGAAAAUACUCAGACAAAAUUUCACGCCGCUCUUUUCGUCAGCUAAAAUGAAGAAAAUGUUCUAUCUGAUAGAAGAAUGUUCCACAACUCUCGAAAAAUUAUUGGAUCAGGCUACAUCAGUACCGAGCACUGAAGCCAGAUUAAUGAUGUCCAGGUACACGAUAGACUGCAUUGGAUCUUGCGCUUUUGGGCUGAACACAAAAUGCUUGACGGAUUCCAGGAACCCCUUCCUUAGUAUUGGCCAAAAAAUUUUCGAGAUGUCCAGCAUCAGAGCAUGGAGAAAUAUUGGCCGGGCUCUGUGGCCGUCGGUGUUCUACAAGUUAGGUCUAACUGCGUUUCCCGCUGAAAUCAGUGACUUCUUCUCAAAGCUGCUAGUGGACGUGUUCGAGCAGCGCGACUACAAGGACUCGGGUAGACACGACUUUGUUGAUCUCAUGCUCAGCUUGAAGCAAAACAAAUAUAUAACCGGGGACAGUAUUGCCAAUAUAAAGGGCGGUGACAAGAAAACUACAGUGGAAGUCGAUAACGCUCUCCUGUGUGCCCAAGCCACGGUGUUUUUCGCUGCGGGAUACGAAACCUCUUCGGGCACCUUGAGUUUUCUGCUUUACGAAUUAGCGAAGUAUCCAGAAGUUCAAAAGCGUGCUAUUGCUGAAGUUGACGAGUACUUUAAGAAAAAUAAUAAGUUAUUCUACGAAUGUAUCCAUGAAACGCCAUUUCUUCAGGCUUGUAUAAACGAAACUUUGCGCCUCUACCCUGUGCUCGGUAUGCUAACCAGGGAGGUGGUAGAAGACUACACGCUUCCCUCAGGACUCGUGUUGAACAAAGAUAUGCGCGUCCACAUCCCAGUGUACCACCUGCACAGAGAUCCUAAUAACUUCCCCGAACCGGACACAUUCCGCCCGGAGAGGUUUUUGGACACAGAGAAGGAUAAUAUAAAGCCAUUCACAUACAUGCCGUUUGGAGAAGGACCAAGAAUAUGUUUGGGUAUGAGGUUCGCCAAGAUGCAAAUGACGGCUGGUCUUCUGACAGUUCUGAAGAAGUGCAGGGUUGAGUUAGCCGACCAUACGCCCAAAACUCUUGCGUUCGACGCACGCCCCAUCACCACACAAACAGCUACGGGAAUUCAUCUUAAAUUUAUUCCACGCCAAUAAAAAUAUUAAGCAAAUACAAAAUAAUUAAGUAAGAGCCAAUUUUGUGUAACCGAACAUAGUUAAUGUGUCGUAUAUAGGCU